AUGAGAACACUUUUCAUCGUUUUAUUAACCCUUCUGGGUCUAUCCUCUGCCCUGGUGGUGCAACAUCAGAUGGUCUAUCGUGAAUCCAGACGGUCUCAGAUGAUGAGACGUGGAGAAUGGGGAGCAUACCUCCAGCACAAGGCAGCUCUUCGUGAUUCCAAUCCAUCAGUCUACGCAAGUCUCCCACAAAAUGUAAACGACUAUGGAGAUGUUGAAUACCUUGGGAACAUCACCAUUGGAACACCACCACAACCAUUCCUGGUCGUUUUGGACACCGGAUCAUCUAACCUUUGGGUGCCAGGAACUACUUGCGACGGAACUUGCAAAGGAAAGAAGACAUUCGACUUCUCGAAAUCCACAACAUUCGUCGCUAACAAUCAAACAUGGGUGAUUCAAUAUGAAGGUGGAAAUGCUAAGGGGUACUUGGGACAAGACACUGUAUCAUUUGGAGCAGCCAAUGAACAACAACUUCCAGUUCCAAAAACCACUUUUGGAAUUGCAACGCAAAUUUCUGCGGAGUUUAAAAAUGACGCCGCCGAUGGAAUCCUCGGACUUGCCUUCACCGCUCUCUCUGUCGGGCAUGUCACCCCAGUUCUCAUCAACGCCAUCAACCAAGGAAUCCUGGAUCAACCACUAUUCACAGUCUGGCUAGAACACGUCGGGACUGCCACGAAUGUUAAAGGAGGAGUCAUGACAUACGGAGCCAUUGACACCACCAACUGCGGACCGGUUAUCGCCUACCAACCACUUUCCUCAGCCACCUACUACCAAUUCGUUGCCACUUCUUUCAAACUGGGAAACUAUGUGCAGUCUAAGACCUACCAAGUCAUCUCCGACACCGGAACUUCUUUCGUCGGAGGACCACAAGCUGUCGUCGAUGGUAUGGCUAAAGCAUUGGGAGCUACGUUCAACCAAGAUUUCGGAUCCUACUUCGUCCCAUGCGCCAAUAUCAAGACAUCACCAACCCUCGACAUCACCAUCGGAUCCCACGUCUACUCCAUUGACGCUGUGAAUUACAUUAUUGAUAUCGGAAUGGGAGAUGGCAAUUGCUUCUUCGCUGCAUUUGCAUUCAACAACUUUGGAUUCGGACCAGCCUGGAUUCUUGGAGAUCCAUUCAUCCGUCAAUAUUGUAAUAUCUAUGAUAUUGGACAGCAGCGUAUGGGAUUCGCUAAAUCGCUUCAGCCUUGA
Messenger RNA from Caenorhabditis briggsae, 1188 nucleotides. Gene Ontology annotation, biological process: proteolysis; cell death. The coding region runs from base 1 to 1188 and encodes 395 amino acids. Gene Ontology annotation, cellular component: lysosome. The record is from RefSeq and is a predicted model, not a curated record. NCBI's taxonomy places the organism in Eukaryota, Metazoa, Nematoda, Chromadorea, Rhabditida, Rhabditidae. Gene Ontology annotation, molecular function: aspartic-type endopeptidase activity. The transcript has 4 exons.